This is a messenger RNA of Gregarina niphandrodes, 1065 nucleotides long. Its product is annotated as putative oocyst wall protein. Lineage: Eukaryota; Apicomplexa; Conoidasida; Eugregarinorida; Gregarinidae. The coding region runs from base 1 to 1065 and encodes 354 amino acids. The record is from RefSeq and is a predicted model, not a curated record. The transcript has 2 exons.
AUGCAACCAUGCAAAUACGCUAAGAUGGCCCUACAUCAUUUGGCACAGGCAUUAGAUUUGGUCAAGGAGUACCCUAAGGCCAUUGAGUGCGCUCCGGAAUAUUCUUAUCAAAAUGGGCGAUGUGUCCGAGUGUAUCGGCAGAGCCCUAAAUUUCAAUGUCCGUCUGGGUUUUUCCUGGCAGACAAUGAAUGCAAGCAGGCAGUGAAGGCGCGGUUGAUUUGCCCCGAUGGAAUGGUGAUGGUGGACGACACGUGCGAGAGCACUCUUACAGCUCCUUGCGAGAUUCGGUGCCCUGUUGGGUUCGUGCCUACUUCUCGCGGGGUGAAUGGAUGCGUUCGAGAGAUGUCUGUGGCAAAGAACCUGUACUGCCCAAUGGGCACUCUGGAGUAUGGGCCCCAGGGUUUGGGCGUGUGUGUGAUCACUUCAACGCAGUCGUUGGUGGAAUCCUGCGCGGAUCCGACGGCAGUUCUGGACAACGGAGAGUGCUUAACGCUUAGCUUGGCCGCGGAUUGUAGCGGAUUUAACAAGCUUAACCUGCGGUCUACCUCCGACCCAUGUUUGAAGGUGAUGUCCAAGCCAAGCGAGCUGCGAUGUCCCCCGGGCUACCAGCAGGUGAGCGAGAAGGAGCACAGAGAAUGCCAGCAUAAAGAGUAUAGCAAACCCGUCCAACACUGUUCCAAAACCGUUGUAGGGGAGGAGUGUAUUGAUCUAGACUUCCAGGCUGCCGAACUCACAUGUAACGAGGCCGAAGGCUACUCGAUCAGAAACCUCUUCGGCAUCUGCAACUGCUCUAAAAAGGCCUACAAGAAACCGACCAUCGAAUGCCCGGCUGACGGCCAUUACCACGCAGAACUGGAACAAUGCAUCAGAACUAGUACUGUCCGAUUCGAGUGCCCCGACGGCUUCCAGCUGAGGAAUACGUAUUGCGAGAAGCCCAUGCACAAACCUCCGCAGUUAAUCUUUAACGUCACGCUCGCCUGCAACAUUAAUCCACAUCAGGACCUGGGUAUGCCUCAGUGCGCUCCUCAAGACUUGACCAAAUUGACAGAACUACUGAGCCGAUAA